Prorocentrum cordatum is the source of this 1092-nucleotide messenger RNA. The record is from the annotation of a GenBank genome assembly. NCBI's taxonomy places the organism in Eukaryota, Dinophyceae, Prorocentrales, Prorocentraceae.
AUGCAGUACGGCGGCGCCGGCCAGGGCGAGUUCAAUCGGCAGCAGGCGGCGACGCAGAGCCUCCUGGGCUCCACCGCCCCGGGCGCAGGCCACGCCGCCGCCAGCUCUGCCGGCCAGCACUUCGCCGGCCAGUCGCCCCAGUACCAGCAGCAGCAGGCCGCGACGCAGGGCCUGCUGUCGGCAGGCUCGCCGCACCCGCAGCACGCGGAGGCCCUGCGGUCCCCGUCGCCCGCCGCGCGGGCGCCGUCCCCGGCGCCGCCGGGCGCCGGCAGCCUGGGGAGCCUGGCUGCCGCCCAAGACGCGAGGACGCAGCAGCUGCUGGGCGGCGGCGCGGGCGCGGGGGGGCAGCAGCCUGGCGAGUGGGCGCGCCAGGAUGCCGUCACCCAGGCGAUUCUCGCGUCGAGGGCGUCUUCUCCCGCCGCGGAUCGAGCGGCCCGGCCGCGCGCGCUGCGGGACGAGGAGCGUCGCGGCAGUCUGCGGGAGGCCAAGGCGAUUAACCCGCUGGGGGACACGGUCACCUGCUUCCGGAUGGUGCUGAACGGCGAGAUCGAGUCCGCGCAGAUGGGCGCAAGCGGGCCCCUCAUGUGCGUGUUCUCCGUCCAGCACGGGGCGGAUUGGACCAUCGUCUCUGGCGCCCCGAACGGCGUCACCCAGCUGGCCUGCAGCACCUCGCCGCUGGUCGCCUCGAUCGCCGCGAGCCUCCGCGGGGGCCGGCUGAGAGAGGUGGUGUGGAACUUCCCCAUCGGGCUCGUGCUCAAGUCCACCUCGCCUUUCGGCUGGCCUCGGAUAGCGGUGGUCGUCUACGGCACCGACAUGUGCAACCGGCGGGUUGUGAAAGGCUACGGCUCCGUGCACGUGCCCUGCCAGCCUGGCCGGCACGUGCGGACAGUGAGGCUGUACUGCCCCCUGUCGUCGUCCCCGCUGACCCGGCUGUUCGGGGCGCUCUUCGCCAAUCCGGCGCAGCUGGUGGACCCGAGGAUCAUCACCGGCGUCGAGUCUCGCGAGGUGAUUCGGGUGCAGUCUGGCGGCCAGGUGCGUGUGACGUUCGAGGUGAUGCUGAAGGACACCGAGACGUUCAACUACUCAUUCUGA